Brassica oleracea var. oleracea is the source of this 4518-nucleotide messenger RNA. RefSeq lists its product as uncharacterized. Lineage: Eukaryota; Viridiplantae; Streptophyta; Magnoliopsida; Brassicales; Brassicaceae. The coding region runs from base 1 to 4518 and encodes 1505 amino acids. Gene Ontology annotation, biological process: DNA integration. The record is from RefSeq and is a predicted model, not a curated record. The transcript has 9 exons. Gene Ontology annotation, molecular function: nucleic acid binding.
AUGGCGCCUUUGAAGCAACGUGGUUCUUUCGUUCUCGACGAUGGCCCGUGCUCUGAAAUUCAAGAGGGAGGUCUGAAGCGCGCCUCUGAUGGGGGACCAGGCGAGAUAGCUAUUUUUGAGGCGUAUCUGAUAGCAGGUUUCCGGGGAAUCGUCCCUUCGCUCGUGGCUGAAGUAUCAUCGUUCUUGGGUUUUUGUCCUUCUCAACUAACUCCUUUAUCCUGGAAGACCUUAAUGUCGAUCCAAGUACUCGGGGAGCUUUAUGGUCUUGAUACCGGGGUACACAAAGUCCUAUACUCCUAUUAUUUUGCCCCAUUGACGAUCAUGCAUGGGUUCUACCACCUCCAGCCUCGUGACGGCGCUCCCUUGGUUGAAGAGCCACCGAGAGAUGUGUCUCGUCCGGUAUCCUUUCUUGGGGAAGCAAUGGCGAGAAAGAUGUUAGCGAUCCCUCAACAUUUCCGUGAAGUGCACUUCCUGAUGAGCAAGGAGGUCCUGUGUCAUAGUCGUCUUUGGGGGAAUUUUGUGAGACUCCCUGCUCCAGUCCUUUAUGAUGAAUAUCAACAAGCUGGAACGCGAAGAAGACGCCCCUUCUAUGCUCCCCCACCUCGUUUGACUAGGGCAACAUCGCCAGCCGCUUGGAUUAGACCGCUCCCUUCCAGGACCGUAACUGGAGAUGCACCGCUAAUGCGCAUUCGACAGUGGCUUCUUACUGAGUUGUUUCUUCUUCGUAACCGGGUGCAAGACAUGGCAGCUCAGCGUGACCUAUUGAUUUGGCAGACUGCUAUUGGAAGGCUAGGGCUGUGGAGCCACAUCACUGAUGAUGGUCCGAAGCCUGUGGCCAACGAAACUGAAGAAGGUGAAAAGGAAAAGACUCUCACCAAAGCUGAAGCAAAGAAGUGGGUGCAAGAAGACUUGAUGGUGCUCUCCGUGCUGCAAGGAUCUCUUGAUGUCCCUCUUCUUGAAGCUUACAGCUACUGUGAGACUCCCAAACACUUAUGGGAGACCCUCUUAAAGACGUUUGGAAACAUCUCCAACAUCAUUCGUGUGUUUGAGCUGAAGAGAGCCAUUAACUCCAUGAAACAAGAUGGAGGAGAGCUCACCAAACACAUGGGAAAGUUUGGAUCAUUAUGGUCUGAACUUGAAAGUCUAAGACCUAACACUACUGAUCAAGCAGCUCUUAUGGAAAGAAGAGAACAAGAUCAAGUGCUUGGGUUGUUGAUGACAUUGGAUUCUUUCUACAAGGAUGUCAUCAAACACAUCUUGAGAUCGCCUAACCUACCAUCCAUGGAGGAAGUAUGCGCGCAACUUCAGAAGGAGGAGGGAUCUCUUGGCCUGUUUGGAGGCAAGGGUGAGCUCACUAUGGCUCAUCAAGCUGAAGGACUGCAAGCAAACAAGGAUGCAUACAGAAGCUCAGGAAGGAAGUAUGAAAAGUAUGAGGGAAGCUGUGAGCAUUGCAACAGGACCGGUCACAAUAAGAGUGAGUGUUGGAGCCUACAUCCUCACCUUAGACCAUGUGGGUCCAACAGGGAUAGGGAUGCAAAGGCUCAUCUUUCUUCUGAAGCAAAUGGUGUUGGUUCAUCCGGAGCUAGCUCAGGCGCUAAGGUGGGUGAAAGUGAAGGUAGAGCCUUGGCGUCUCAUCAACUGAUUGGAAAGGGUAUGGAUCAGGAGGUAUUCAAGAGAGCUGACCUUGAAGCCUUCUUCAAAGCUCUUAAGGAGUCUGGUAACACUCUCGGAAACACCCUUGGAUACUCAUAUGCUGCUCAUACAUUGCCUAGUACUACUGAUAAGUUACUAGACAUUUUUAAAAGCUCUUACACUACUGCUAGUAAUCCUAGUAAUACUGAUAAGUUACUAGACAUGUUUAAAAGCGCUUACGCUGCUACUAGUGAGCCGAGUAUAACUAGUAAGAUUGAUAAUAACCUGAUUAAAGACAUAGAACUGGCUCAUGGACAUGUUAUGAUUGCUAAUGGAUAUAGAAUUCCUAUUAGAGGAAUAGGUAAACUGAAACUGUUUGAUAAGGACUCUAAAGCAUUUUUCAUGCCUGAGUUUACUUCUAAUCUUUUAUCUGUCAAAAGAUGCACCACUGAUCUUCAAUGCAAUGUUAUUUUUAGUCCUGAUGAUGUUAAGUUUCAGGAUAUUAAGAGCAAUAAUGGUGGGGAAUACAUAGGCCACGCAUUCAAAGAUCACCUAGCUCAACAUGGGAUUCUACAUCAGACUAGUUGUCCUUACACUCCACAACAGAAUGGAGUUGCUGAAAGGAAGAACAUGCACCUCAUGGAAGUGGCCCGUUCAUUGAUGUUCCACAAGAGUGUCCCUAUGAGAUUUUGGAGUGAUGCUGUGAUAACUGCUUGCUAUCUGAUCAACAAGAUACCAACCAAAAUCCUAGAGGAUCAGUAUCCAUUUGAGGUACUCAACAAGAGUCGACCAGUUCUGGAUCACUUGAGAUUUGGGUGUGUGUGCUAUGUACUGGUGCCAGGAGAGAUGAGAAACAAACUUGAAGCAAAGAGCACCAAGGCUAUGCUUAUUCGAUAUUCCGCAUCUCAAAAGGGAUACAAGUGCUUUGAUCCCACUACUAGAAGAUUCUUGGUAUCUAGGGAUGUGAAGUUCAUGGAAGAUAAAGGACAGAGUAGGCGUGAAGAGCCUACUCAAGUGACCGCUAAAGAACCAUCCCACUUUGAACAUGAGAGAGUAAGUGAAUCUGAAACUGAAGGGUUAAAAGACCAAGGCUCAGAAGAAGCUGGAGGUCUAGAAGAUCAAGGCUUAGAUUCUCCUGCCCAAAGUGGAGAUGAAUUAGUAAGAGAAGUUCAGAAUGAAGGCCAGGAAGCUGGAAAAGAAAUCCAGAUACAAGAGGAAGCUGUUGAGGAACAAGUAGAAGUUCCUUUGAGACGAAGCACACGGGUAAGUAGGGAUGCUUCCGAGCGGGCUAACACAAGAAACUGGGUAAACACGAGAGUGUUAUACAAUGCCCAGGCUGUGGAACAUCCUUCCCAAGCUGUGUGCUCCUUUACUGAGUCUCCGGAAGAGCACUACUCCUUUAUGGUAAGCUUAUAUGAAUGCUAUGUACCAAGAAGCUAUGAAGAAGCAAUGCUGAUUCAAGAGUGGAGGGAUUCAGUCAAUGAUGAGGCUGAUGUCAUGAUUAGAAAUGAUACAUGGUAUGAGAGUGAGUUGCCUAAGGGGAAGAGAGCUGUGUCAUGCAAGUGGAUCUUCACCAUCAAGUAUUUACCUAAUGGAAAGAUUGAUAGGCAUAAGACAAGGCUGGUAGCAAGAGGUUUCACACAAACCUAUGGAGAGGAUUACAUUGAUACUUUUGCACCUGUUGCAAAGCUCCAUGCCAUUGGGAUUGUACUAUCAGUUUUAACCAACCUUGGGUGGGAUCUUUGGCAAAUGGAUGUGAAGAAUGCUUUCCUCCAAGGAGAGCUAGAAAAUGAUGUCUAUAUGCUACCACCUCCGGCUCUUGAAGGAAUGGUGAAGCCAGGAAAUGUUCUUAGACUGAAGAAAGCCAUCUAUGGAUUGAAACAAUCACCUAGAGCAUGGUACAAUAAGCUAAGCACAACACUGAAUGGUAGAGGCUUCAGGCAGUCUGAGCUUGAUCACACUCUCUUUACUCUCAAUACUCCCUCAGGCAACAUUGUUUUGCUUGUGUAUGUGGAUGACUUCAUCAUAACAGGCAGUGAUAAGGAAGGAAUCCGAGCCACCAAGGAGUUUCUGAAAUCAGUAUUUGAUAUAAAGGAUUUGGGAGAGAUGAAGUACUUUCUUGGGAUUGAGCUGUGCAGAUCCAAGGAAGGGUUGUUUAUCUCUCAAAGGAAGUACGCAUUGGAUCUCUUGAAGGAUGCUGGUGCGUAUGGAGGAAGAACAGCCAAGAUGCCCAUGGAGGAUGGGUACAAGGUUCCACGUGAGUGGGAGAUUGAAUACAGCAAGCUGUUCCAUGAUCCAAAGCUGUAUAGGAAGCUUGUGAGGAAGCUGAUAUACUUGACCAUCACUAGGCCAGACAUUUGUUUUGCUGUGAAUCAAGUGAGCCAGCAUAUGCAAGCUCCAAAAGAGAAUCACUGGCGCAUGGUGGAGAGGGUUCUCAUGUACCUGAAUGGAACUCAAGGGCUUGGUAUAUGGAUGGGCUACAAUAAAAGCACUGAAGUUAUGUGUUAUUGUGAUACUGAUUGGGGUGGUGAUAGAGCAGACAAAAGGUCUACAACAGUCUACUGCACUUUCAUUGGAGAAAACAUGGUUACUUGGAAGAGUAAGAAGCAUAAGGUUGUAUCAUACUCUAGUGAUGAAGCUGAGUAUAGGGCUAUGCUAAAGCUUACCAACGAGUUGUUAUGGAUCAAAGGGAUUCUUAGGCACUUGGAGAUUGAGCAAGCAACACCAAUGACUAUGCAUUGUGACAAUCAGGCGGCUAUUCACAUUGCUACAAACUCAGUUGAAGAUCAGUCGGCAGAUGAGUUCACCAAGGCAGCAAGACAAAAGACUAUGGAGUCCAUCCACAUGAGAUUGGGACUCAUAGAUCUUGGGAAGAGAAGGAGCUGA